AUGUCGGAAACUCUGGUUGAUAAUCAAGACAACCCGAAUCUGGGAUGGGAAGAAGAGGAUCAUGAAGCCACCUUUGCUGAUACUGUACCAAAUCAACAAGGAGGUUCUCUGAGGCUUGUGGGCAGAAUGUUUGGCGAAAGGGAUGUCAAUAAGAGGGCCAUGAUAGGGAUGAUCAAUGGAAUCUGGUCAAACUUCUGCGAGCCGACGGUCCAAGAUAUUCAAAAGACGGCAAACACUUUUGUCUUCAUCUUCAAUCGAAAGGAAGAGAUGGAUCGGGCCUGGGAAGGAAGACCAUGGCAAGUCUCUGGCAACACACUGCAGCUGAAGAAAUGGGAGGAUUCUAUCCGCCCUCUGAACAUCAAUUUCGAUUUGGCAGACUACUGGAUCCAAGUGCACGGCAUCCCGGAUCAUAAAAGAACUGCCUCCAACAUUGAAUCUGCCGUUGCAAUGUUUCCAAAGAUCCACGGCAUCGACUUGAGGGGGCUCAACCCUGACAGAUACAUGGAAUUCGUUCGUGUUUUCGUCCAAGUCGAUCACACACGACCUCUUCCGCCGGGGUCGUACUGCACCACUGAUGGAGUCAGGGAAUGGCUGGGUUUCAGAUAUGAGAAGCUCUACCUUCUCUGCUAUUACUGCGGGCGACAAGGGCAUGUGAAACAGGAUUGCCGGAAGAGAAGGGAGGACUUGGAAGGAGGUAUUGCAGCGGCGCCGGAGGGUCGUUUCACUCCAUGGAUGAAAGCCGGCACAAGAGCUCAGCGUCCUCCUCCACCACCGAGGGGCCGCAUCAUCCAUCUCUCCCCUGGCGAUGCUGGAUCCAGCUCGGGAUCCCCGGGUUUUGUCCAGAAUCAGAUUUGGGUUCCAGGGAUGGCUUCUCCAAUGAUCGGCUCUGUCAACCUUGGAUCGCCGGCAUCUCCAUUGGAAGGGAGUUGGGGGCUCGGAGUUCGAGGUCCACCAGGCUUCACUCCACAUCCGUUUCCAACGGACAGGCUGUCCCACAGUCCGAGGCCAACCUCGGAAGCCAGCGCUCAACGGCUCCAAUCCCCUUCUCCCGACCAGAAUUUGGUGGUCUAUGGGUCCACCCCAGGUUUCUCUCCCACUUUCUCCUACUCGGCAAACCCUCCUCCACUGGUGAGGAACCUUGCGACAGAGAUGGAAGCUGCUGGGCUUUGGAACAAAAGCCCUCUCCACCAUUCUUUUUAUCAAAGUGGGCCAUUUCAGGCCCAAGGUGGGAAAUAUGAAGUCCCAAUCAGCCAGAUCCAUUCGCACCAUCCUGCAAAUAUGGCCCAGCUCAACAAACAAAAUGUUUCUCAAAUUGUCCAUGACCUCAGCCAAAAGAUGGAUCUGAAUCUCAGGCCCAGUGGCUAUAACUACUCUCACCAUUCUGGCCAAGAUGAGGAAACACAGGGAGAUGUUAAGAAAAGGAAACAUGGACAGCCUCUCGACUUUGAGGGGCCGUAUUUCUCUCUCGGAGAGGGAUCGAUCAAGCCUCGCAAUGCAAGGAUCAAAGUGAAAGGAAGAAAACAACAGCAGCUCAACCUGGAGAAAGAAGUGGAUCAAGCUAGCUAUCAGGAAAAUGAAGGAAAGGGGAAGCUAGCCAACUCUGAAGCGCCGGUGGCCGGCUAUAAGCCACCCGGAGAUCCAUGA
Linum trigynum is the source of this 1644-nucleotide messenger RNA. The record is from the annotation of a GenBank genome assembly. Lineage: Eukaryota; Viridiplantae; Streptophyta; Magnoliopsida; Malpighiales; Linaceae.